Molecule: messenger RNA, 525 nt
Organism: Ustilaginoidea virens
Lineage: Eukaryota; Fungi; Ascomycota; Sordariomycetes; Hypocreales; Clavicipitaceae
Exons: 2
Coding region: 1-525 (174 amino acids)
Source: RefSeq, a predicted model, not a curated record
AUGGGAACUGAACUACCUCUCGGAACAGAGUACGGAAUGCUAUACAUACAAAUUGCCUGUAUCAAUGAUGAGAAGUCGUACAAGCCAGCAAGAGGAAUUGCCAAGGGCCUGCGCAUAACUAGGUGCCUAAAUGACGGCGUCGUGCUCGAGACCGAGACCGACUCAGACAAGCUUACAGUACAAGGUACAUACAUGCUUGGAAAGAAAAGAAACCCGGUGCGGUCCGGUACAUGUCUGGUACAUUCUGCCUACCAUGUCAACAGGUCCAACGUCCUCUGCGCUGUUACUCCCAGCAGCAAUGUCGUCCUGGAGCCUCGCUUCAUCGCACACCACCUGCACAGUCCCAAAGUCCAGCAGAACAAGUACCAAGCGGCACCGCCAGAUGGACCGGACCGACUCUUGUGCAUCGCAUUUGAUCACAGCUACACCCUCGCCGUUGUUCACAGGGCCGCCGGCGCAGGGAUCAAUACCAAACCAACCAGACGCCAACUGGGACCCCCCGCUCUCCUUCUCUUAUUUUUGUAG